CGCCCGGCGCCAUGGCCGCGCUGCUGCUGCUGCCCGCGCUGGCGCUGGGGCUGUACGCGCUGCUCCACGCGCGCCUGGGCGGCGGGGCGCGCUGCCGCAGCCGGGCCGCCCUGCGCGGCCGCACCGCGCUCGUCACGGGGGCCAACGCCGGCAUCGGCCGCGCCACCGCGCUGGACCUGGCCCGCCGCGGCGCCCGCGUCGUGCUGGCUUGUCGCAGCGCCGAGCGAGGGCAGGCGGCCGCCCGCAGCAUCCGCCAGGACACCGGGAACAGCGACGUCCUCUUCAUGAGCCUGGACCUGGCCAGCCUGGACUCCGUGCGAGCCUUCGCCGAGACCUUCCUGCGCUGCGAGCCCCGCCUGGACCUCCUCGUCCUCAACGCAGGCAUCGCGUCCGGGGGCCGGCGGUCGGACGGCUGCAACCUGGUGUUCCAGGUGAACCACCUGGGCCACUUCCUGCUGACGCAGCUGCUGCUGGAGCGCCUGAAGCACUGCGCGCCCAGCCGCGUCGUGGUCGUGGCCUCCAGCGCCCACCGCUCGGGGCGCAUCGACUUUGAGCGCCUGGGCCGGCCGGUGGAGGGCGUGCUGCAGAACUUCCAGGCCUACUGCGACAGCAAGCUGGCCAACAUCCUCUUCGCCCGGGAGCUGGCCGGCCGGCUCGAGGGCACCGGCGUCACCUGCUACGCGCUGCACCCAGGGGUCGUGAACACGGCGCUGUUCUCCUUCGUCCCUGCCUGGCUGUGGCCGCUUUUCGUGCCCUUCUCUUGGCUCUUCUUCCGAGACGCCGUGAGCGGAGCCCAGACCUCCAUCCACUGCGCCACCCAGGAGGGCAUCGAGGCGCUCAGCGGACGCUACUUUGCCGACUGCCGCCCGCAGGAGCCGCGGCCCCGCGCCCGGGACGACACCGUUGCCAGGAAGCUGUGGGAGGUCAGCGAGAGGAUGGUGGGGCUGGCCGCGUAGGGCGCUGCGCAUCUCGGUGCCGACGGGGACCAUGGGCAGGGCCCGAGCGGUGUCGUGCCAGCCGGGCGGUGGGCACAGGGAGGCUGUGCUGAAGGGGACCACACGUGCAGUCUGGGGCUGGGCUGCACUGGGCUUGAAUAAAGCAGGAUGCCUGCA
Molecule: messenger RNA, 1112 nt
Organism: Alligator mississippiensis (American alligator)
Lineage: Eukaryota; Metazoa; Chordata; Crocodylia; Alligatoridae
Gene: DHRS13
Product: dehydrogenase/reductase 13
Exons: 5
Coding region: 12-956 (314 amino acids)
Source: RefSeq, a predicted model, not a curated record